AUGGCAGUUGGGAGACGCGGCGCCGGCCUGCGGCUCUGCGCCACAGUUUUUUUACUUGAUAUGACUUUCUGUAAAGGAUUUGUAGAAGAUUUAGAUGAAUCGUUUAAAGACAAUCGGAAAGAUGACAUUUGGCUUGUAGAUUUUUAUGCACCAUGGUGUGGCCAUUGUAAAAAACUGGAACCGAUUUGGAAUGAAGUUGGUCUUGAGAUGAAAAGUAUUGGUUCUCCAGUUAAAGUUGGAAAGAUGGAUGCUACCUCCUAUUCCAGCAUUGCUUCAGAGUUUGGAGUUCGAGGUUAUCCAACAAUUAAGCUAUUAAAGGGGGACUUGGCAUAUAAUUACAGAGGACCACGAACUAAAGAUGAUAUUAUUGAGUUUGCUCACAGAGUGUCUGGGGCUCUAAUUCGGCCACUUCCAAGUCAGCAAAUGUUUGAACAUGUGCAAAAGAGACAUCGUGUAUUUUUUGUUUACAUAGGUGGAGAGUCACCUUUGAAGGAGAAAUACAUAGAUGCUGCUUCAGAAUUAAUUGUAUAUACAUACUUCUUUUCUGCCUCAGAAGAAGUGGUUCCUGAGUAUGUGACACUGAAGGAGAUGCCUGCUGUGCUUGUUUUCAAAGAUGAAACUUACUUUGUUUAUGAUGAGUAUGAGGAUGGUGACCUGUCAUCUUGGAUCAACAGGGAGAGGUUUCAGAACUACCUUACUAUGGAUGGCUUCCUCUUGUAUGAACUUGGAGACACCGGAAAGCUUGUGGCUAUUGCAGUUAUUGAUGAGAAAAAUACAUCAAUUGAACAUACCAGAUUAAAGUCAAUUAUUCAGGAAGUUGCUAGAGAUUACAGAGACCAGUUCCACAGGGAUUUUCAGUUUGGCCAUAUGGAUGGAAAUGACUAUAUAAAUACCUUGCUGAUGGAUGAACUGAAAGUCCCAACUGUGGUUGUACUGAAUACUUCAAACCAACAAUACUUUUUACUAGAUAGACAGAUUCAGAAUGCCGAGGACAUGGUGCAGUUCAUUAACAACAUCUUGGAUGGCACAGUAGAGGCCCAAGGAGGUGAUAGCAUUUUGCAGAGAUUGAAAAGAAUAGCAUUUGAUGCCAAAUCUACUAUUGUGUCUAUCUUCAAGAGCUCUCCACUUAUGGGCUGCUUUCUCUUUGGCCUUCCACUGGGGGUCAUCAGUAUCAUGUGCUAUGGCAUCUACACAGCUGACACAGAUGGAGGUUACAUAGAAGAACGAUACGAAGUAUCCAAAAGUGAAAUUGAAAGCCAAGAACCAACAGAAGAAAGCAAAGAACAGGAGCCAAGGAGUGGAGAUGUCCUAGUGCCUACAGUGCAAGGACCCAAAGAUGUCUUAGAAAAGAAGAAAGAUUGAGAUUUUGCUGGUUCAGAAUAUUUGAUAGGAUUUCAAAUUAUUAAAGAGUCUUAUUUAUUAAAUUUAGACAUUUAAUCAUGAUCUUUAAAAAAGAAUAUGUUAUUUGUAUUUUGCUAAUAUCAACUUGCAUGGAUUAAAGUAGUCCUUCAUAAAUGGGGAAAUGUUUGGAGCAAAGAGAUGAAAUGUUUGUCCUAAAAAAAAUCAAGACACUUCAUCAGAGUUCACCUUAUAGAUGUUAUAGCAGAUCAGUUCUUUUGCAUGUUUCCCUGAGUAUUCUGUGACACAAUCAAGAUUCUUGGGCAGAAUAUUUAAAUUGGUCAAUCAGGUAGAAGAUACAUGCUUGAUAAAGAAAAACAAAACCUUCACCUCCUACCAUUCAUUCAUGCUCAUAUAUUUUAGGUAAGAUUUACAUGGGCAAAAUUAAGUCUUUAAAAUUUAGGCACUUUAAGGAGAACUAACAACUUUUUCCAUGGAUGAAAUUAUGAUUAUGACUUAAAAACAAUUUGGUUUUAUAUAGCAUAGCAAUUUUAUUUUUAGUUAUUAUUUUUAAAGGAGAGAAAAUGUUCCUUUUUAACUUUAUACUCAGUUACAUUAUUGAAAAUUUCAUAUGGGUUUAUAGAGUGGGAAAAAAAUAGUCUUAUGUUUAAUCUUUGCAAAAUAAAUGGAUUUGAUUGGAACACUGAUAUCAAACCAUGCCCUGGGACAUGCUUAGCAGGUGUCUCAGUGGUCACUGUAGGAAGGGGAGGGUCUCUGUU
Messenger RNA from Odobenus rosmarus divergens (Pacific walrus), 2117 nucleotides. It is a transcript of the gene TMX3, whose product is annotated as thioredoxin-related transmembrane protein 3. The coding region runs from base 1 to 1362 and encodes 453 amino acids. NCBI's taxonomy places the organism in Eukaryota, Metazoa, Chordata, Mammalia, Carnivora, Odobenidae. Gene Ontology annotation, cellular component: endoplasmic reticulum. The record is from RefSeq and is a predicted model, not a curated record. The transcript is spliced from 16 exons. Gene Ontology annotation, biological process: peptidyl-cysteine oxidation. Gene Ontology annotation, molecular function: protein disulfide isomerase activity.